Molecule: messenger RNA, 1554 nt
Organism: Chenopodium quinoa (quinoa)
Lineage: Eukaryota; Viridiplantae; Streptophyta; Magnoliopsida; Caryophyllales; Amaranthaceae
Exons: 6
Coding region: 1-1554 (517 amino acids)
Source: RefSeq, a predicted model, not a curated record
AUGGAGACUAUGAUUGAUUCGAGACGUUUGGAGACUAUUCGAAAUAGAUGUGGCUUUAUGGAUGGAAUAUGUCUAAGUAGUGUGGGAAAUUCGGGUGGCAUUGGGCUUUGGUGGAAGGAUGUUAAUGCUUUUACUAUCUCAUACUCGGAGCAUCAUUUUGCUGUGGAAAUUCGUGAUAGGAAUAAUUUUCCUAAAUGGGUGGCAAUUGGUGUGUAUGGUUGGCCGGAAACCGGGAAUAAACAUUUGACUUUUGAGUUAAUUAAAUCUCUUAAAAAUACAAUGCACAUCCCUAUUGUGUUUUUUGACGAUUUUAAUGAGAUUUUGUGUGAAGAUGAGAAGCAAGGUGGGGUGGCCCGGAGUGAGAGAAAAAUGGAUUUUUUUAGGGAGACCAUCGAAUUAUGUAGCUUGGAGGAUUUGGGGUAUACUGGAAAUAUUUUUACGUGGUAUACGGGUAAUGAUCCGAACACGGUUGUGAGGGAAAGAUUGGAUCGCUUUUUGGCUUGUGAUGAAUGGAGGUUGUUAUUUCCUAGAACCGAGAAUGUUGUCAAAGAUGCAUGGGAUGGUAAUGUUGGCAGCCCUAUUAGCUCCAAAAUUGCAGUGUGUGCUAAUAAUUUGAGCAAGUGGGCGAGUGAUGUCUUUGGAGAUAUAAAGAAGAAAAUUCUGAUGAAAGAAAAGGAGCUACAAGAGUGGCAAAGCCGUGAUCCUGAUGCGGAGAUGUUAGCAAGCUGCAAACAAUUAGUGAAAGAGCUUGAUGAGUUGCAGCACCUUGAUGAGUCGUAUUGGCAUGCCCGAUCUCGGGAGGCUAUUGCAGGGACCGAUUGCUUGGUGACUAAUGAUAUGAAUCAAAAGCUGACGGAGGUUCCUUCAGGGGACGAAAUUUAUAGGGCUCUUAUGCAAAUGCAUCCGAACAAGGCCCCAGGUGUGGAUGGAAAUGAUGUUAUUGAUUAUAUUCAAAAUUGGUGGACUGAUGGGGGGAUCUUAGUGUGGCUAAAAGUUAUCCUUCCCGGUCUUAUUUCUCAUCAUCAAAGUGCUUUUAUCCCGGGUAGAUUAAUAACUGAUAAGGCCAUUGUGGCUUUUGAGAUUUCCCAUGCCAUGAAGAGAAGAAAGGAGGGGAGAGCAGGUACUAUGGCCUUAAAGUUAGAUAUGAGUAAGGCUUAUGAUCAUGUCGAAUGGAGUUUUUUGGAGAAAGUUAUGUGCAAGAUGGGUUUUUGUGGGGAUUGGAUUGGGAAAAUAUUAAUGUGCUUGUCUUCUGUGCCAUAUUCUUUCAAGUGGAAUGGACAGGUGGAUGGGAAUGUAGUGCCUUCCCGUGGUCUUCGGCAAGGAGAUUCUAUCUCCCCGUACCUCUUUCUUUUAUGUGCCGAAGCUUUCUCUACCUUGCUGUCAAAGGCUGCUAAUGAUAAGCUCAUCACGGGUGCUCAGAUGAUAGCAUUUUAUUUGCUAGAGCGACACUUCAGGAAUGCUCGAAAAUUGCCGAAAUUAUUGGCAUAUAUGAAAGAGCAUCGGGACAAAAAAUUAAUUUUGAAAAAUCUGAAGUGUCUUAUAGUAAAUGUGUGA